Messenger RNA from Colias croceus (clouded yellow), 1969 nucleotides. RefSeq lists its product as uncharacterized. The coding region runs from base 350 to 1969 and encodes 539 amino acids. Lineage: Eukaryota; Metazoa; Arthropoda; Insecta; Lepidoptera; Pieridae. The record is from RefSeq and is a predicted model, not a curated record. The transcript is spliced from 3 exons.
AAUGUAUUCCCACUUGUUAUUAUGACAAAUAGUCAUACAAUUAUGUUCCCGUGAAAUAAUUUUCGACUAGAAAAUGAUAAACGCAGUUAUCAUUUUAUUCUCGUUCAAAACUAUCCAGUCGCUUCGUAUAAGAUGUGUUAGUAAAAUGACUGUUAUGGUUUUGAACAGUAAGACAUAUUGUCAUCCUCUUCGCUCAAUUAGAUUUCACGGCAAUGGCAGAUAAUAUACCUAAUGUCGAUUAAUCAGUGUGCUUCUAUGCGUCAUUGCGUAAACAUUCUAGUGCUAAGUUCUUUGUUUUUAUUUUUUUUAGUGAAGUGUAAUAGCUUAAUAAUAAUAGUUAUUUACGGUAAUGAGUAAACAAACUAGGUACGCGCGUUUAAACGCCAUUAUGAAUAAUGUAGAAAGGAUUGAAGAAGAGCCAAAUCAUUUUAAUAAUGAACAACAUCAGGGAGGAAAUAACGACGUGGUUACUACGACAUCUGAAGCAGUUAUUGCUAAAGCUCAUGAAUAUAUUUUACGAAAGACGAAGAAAGCAUUUUACUGUGAGGAAAACGAAAAUGAAAUAAAUGAAGAUUUCUCACCGGAUGCAUCUGAGUAUUUGCCGAGCCCAGAAAGAAUGAAAAUUUUACAGAAAAGCGGAAGUUCAUCAAGUAUUGGAGGAAACUCAGAUUACAUAGAAACGGCCAGUCAGAAGAUAAUAAAAACACCAUCAACUAUUUCCAACGUAUCUUUAGUUUUGAACACAAUAGACUUCAUAGCAUCCCCUUCAGUCAUAUUUGAAGCUAAUAAGUUGCAAGACAAUCCUAAAGCAGACACAAACUGUAUUUUGGAUUUGACACCAACUUCAACACAUGAAAAUAAUGGACCGUCUAGAUACAAAGCAAAGCUGUCAUCAAAAAGAUGCCUCAAUAAAUUAUUUUUAAACGAUAAUCAGCCGUCACCCUCAUAUACUAGUACUAUUAUUGAUAAUCACGGGGGUGAAAAAGAAGGAGAAUCAUCAGUACCAUCUCUUUUUGAUUUGGAUGAAACAUUACAACCCGCAAAUAUUUCUGAUUGUACAUUAUUGGACAAAACGAUUAUUAACAAUGAAAACAUAAUCCCUAGUCCUCAAAAUCUGACACAAACAGAACAAAACAGUAACGUAGUGGACCAUCAGAGCCUUGAUCAUAAUGGUGACUAUGAUGGAGAAGACCAAGCCAUAAUGCAUUCAUUUAGUACAGUUCAAGAAUCGACACCACAGGAAAAAAAUACAAGAAAACGUAAACGAAAUUUAAAUGAACAUCAAGAUGUAAAGAAUAAGAAAUUAAAAAAUUCCGGUGAAGCCUAUAAAGGCUGUAGAUCGAAGAAAAUGUACGACAAAAAAGUUUUAAAAGCUAGCUGUAAGUGCACAAAGAAAUGUGGUGAAAAGGUAACUCAUGAGCAAAGAGAGUACAUAAUGCAGCAAUAUUAUAAAAUUGGAGACCACGAGAGACAAUGGCAAUAUAUCGUAAAUCAUACAUUAGUCGAAGAUGUUAAGCGAAUCACAGUAGAGCGAAAACGCACCCGAACUCAUUCGAUCAAAUACUUCUUUAGAAUAGAUUCAAACAAAAUUCAAGUGUGCAAAACCUUUUUCAUUAAUACUCUAAGCAUUUCACAUCAAACUGUAUAUACAGCACUAGAAAAAUCCAAACCUGAAGAAAACUUUAUGGACAAACGAGGGCGACAUGAAAAUAGGCCACAGCCUGUCCGAAGAAUAAGAAGCAAGCGGGGUACCAGACAGAUACCAGGCCCAAGUCCUAGCUGUGUUCCUGAACUCCAAACGUUGUACACUGAACCUGUUCCAAUAAGCAAGGCUUUAUACGAUGAUCUUAUAAGCCUCUGUAAGGCAGGAGAUAUUCCAAGUUACUAUUGUGGUUUCUACGAGUCCUUGACUUAUGGCAGUACCUGGUCUGGUGACAAUGACGGCAAUGAGGAAGAUAAUGAUGAUUAA